AUGCGUUCGUGUGCACAGUUUAAUAUCCACCAUCCAACUAUAAAUGGGACGGUAAACGGAACGGUGAGCGGGAUGGUGAACGGGCCAAUAAAUGGUGUAAAUAAGACUAUAAUUGGCAAUGCCAAACCUGUGCCAAAGAACAAUAAUCAGGAUGAGGAUUCAAUUGGCGAGAUCGGCACUUUCUUCCAAGAUCCUUCUGACCAAAGGUCAACCAAAUUUAUUGAGAAACUCCGGGAACCAGAAAUAUUAAGCGACGACUCCAAAGAAACAUUCAAUGAGGAGGACGAAGCUGAGUCAGGAUCACAGAACUCCUUUUCUACAUCUAAGAAUGAUAAUGAUUCGGACUACAUAUCAAUCGACACUGACAAAUCAACUUCUGAAGAAUCGGCUUCUGAUACCGAUGCAUCUGAGGACAAUAUAAAUGAGAAGGAUCCCCCAAAAAUUGGCAAGACGGCUUUUCGUAAGGCCUAUAAUGCUAUCCCAAACUCUACAAAGUUGCAGUUGAGCACAGGCAGAAUAGUGGAAGACAUUCUUUUUGAAUUUGUUAAAGACAUGGACUAUGAACACCAUGCCCAUUCAUAUAUUGUUGACUUUGAUGAUAAGGAUGUCAAAGCGUUGUUUACUGAUGAAGAGUGGAACGAACUAACCAAAGAUCGAAUUGGGGUUCCAUCUUUUCCACGUGAUAUCGCAGAAGAGUUAGCAAAAUAUGGAAGCAAAACGUUAAAAGAGCUACGUACAAAAGUGAUGAAAUCAUAUCUUAAGGAAGAAGAAGAAUAUGAUGUCCACAAGCAUUAUAAUCAAGAAUGGAUCCAAAUGACCAUGCGAACACUUUGCAAUCUGUUUGAGAAUAUAGAUACUCCCUUAGUAAAGACCCAAUAUGAAGAUUGGUUCACGGUUGCACUUUUUGGAACAUGUAUCGAUUUCUGCAUUAGGGAUGCACAAUUGGGCACUGACGUUAAGAGACUUCUUGAACUCGGGGCUAUCGAAGGUGCAAGGGCUUUUGCGGGAAUUUCCGAUAACAAAUAUCUUCUCGAGUCAUUCAAGAUGCCCAAAACACUUCGAGACAUGUAUAGUGAUUUGAUUAAGGCUGUAAAUUAUGAUGAUCAAAAAGCAGAUAAACUUCAAAUUAUGAUUAAGAACAACCUACAAAUUCUGAAUAUUCUGAACGACGAUGAUGAUACUGAAUCUGAUGACUUAUUAAAAAAAUUGCUUGAGGAUGAACAAUACUCUACUCCACCACCCGCGCCAAUUAAAUUUUUUGAACAUAAUUUUUAA
Diversispora eburnea is the source of this 1275-nucleotide messenger RNA. Lineage: Eukaryota; Fungi; Glomeromycota; Glomeromycetes; Diversisporales; Diversisporaceae. The record is from the annotation of a GenBank genome assembly.